UCUUCCGCCGUAAACCUAAAAUUUGACUGGAUUUUACCUGAGAUAGAAACCCCUUCAAGGGUCUGGCGAAGAAUUCAGGCUGCAGACGACCUUGCAGUUCCAUCAUUACCGUCCUUGCCAGCAAUCGACUUUGAUGACCUUGACGAUGAGGAUGAGGGCUCAUAUCCAUCCAAGUUCCCUCCAUCAACUACCAACAUUACCGCGUCAGCAAAGAAGUCUUCUACAGUUAGAUUUGCAGAUGCACAUGAAAGCUUUCAAUUCAGCGAAAUUCUUCCCAUAAACCAUCAGUCCAUCUUAACAGACGACGAUGACAACAAGUUACCCGCGGACUACUCAGUGACGUCAAAUAGGUCCAAACCAUCGACUCCCAUCAGCGUUGACAAGAAUGUUGCGGUUGUCCGUGGUGUCAGGACGCCCUCAUUAACACGAUCUGCAUCACUUGCUUCCACUUCACCGGACGCGACACCUUCAGUCGAGAGACAAUAUACUCUGC
Messenger RNA from Acaulospora colombiana, 493 nucleotides. The record is from the annotation of a GenBank genome assembly. NCBI's taxonomy places the organism in Eukaryota, Fungi, Glomeromycota, Glomeromycetes, Diversisporales, Acaulosporaceae.